Messenger RNA from Aspergillus alliaceus, 1437 nucleotides. Its product is annotated as palmitoyl-protein thioesterase family protein. Gene Ontology annotation, cellular component: lysosome. Gene Ontology annotation, molecular function: thiolester hydrolase activity; palmitoyl hydrolase activity. The transcript has a single exon. The record is from RefSeq and is a predicted model, not a curated record. The coding region runs from base 141 to 1112 and encodes 323 amino acids. NCBI's taxonomy places the organism in Eukaryota, Fungi, Ascomycota, Eurotiomycetes, Eurotiales, Aspergillaceae.
GUCGUGAUAUUUCAUAUAUAUGAUAAAUCACAUGGUCGGAACUCGUGACCACAACAGCUGAUUUCUAUACCAACCACAACCAUCCUUUCAACCUUCAACUCACUCAUCAAAUCAAUCCCAACCUAGACAACCCCGCCAAAAUGCACAUCCUCACUCUCCUCACCCUCCCACUCCUCACAACCGCCAUCCCCCUCCACCCUAAAACCACCGACCACAGCCCCCUCCCUCUAGUAAUCUGGCACGGUCUAGGCGACGACUUCCAACGCGAAGGCCUCCAAUCCAUCGCGGCCCUGGCCGAACAAACCAACCCAGGCACCUACGUCCACCUCAUCCACCUCUCUGACACCGGUUCCGGUGACCGCCAAGCCACCUUCCUCGGCAACGUGAGCGAGCAGGUCGCCUCCGUCUGCGCGCAACUAGCCUCAGACCGCAUCCUCAGCACCGCCCCGGCCAUCAACGCCCUCGGUUUCUCCCAAGGCGGCCAAUUCCUCCGCGGCUACAUCGAACGCUGCAACGCUCCGCCCGUCCACAACCUCGUCACCUUCGGCAGCCAACAUAACGGCAUCGCGGAAUUCCAAGAAUGCUCCUGGAGCGACUGGAUCUGCCGCGGCGCUGAGGCCCUCCUCCGCGCGGGCCGCUGGUCCGCCUUCGUCCAGGGCAAGUUCGUCCCCGCGCAGUACUUCCGCGACCCGGCCGAGCUGGACGAGUAUCUCGCCAACAGCAAUUUCCUGGCCGAUGUGAAUAAUGAGCGGGAGGUGAAGAAUGAGACCUACAAGGAGAAUCUAGGGCGGUUGAAUCAGUUUGCGAUGUAUCUGUUUGAGGAGGAUCAGAUGGUGCAUCCGAAGGAGAGUGCGUGGUUUGGGGAGGUGGAUGGGGAGACGGGAGAUGUGGUGCAGUUGCAGGAGAGGGAUAUUUAUCAGGAGGAUUGGAUUGGCUUGAAGGGGUUGGAUGAGGAGGGGAAGCUGCUUUUCAGGUCUGUUCCUGGAAGACAUAUGCAGUUGACUGAGGAGGUUUUGGUUGGGGUUUUUAGGGAGUUCUUUGGCCCUGUGGAGGUUGACGUUGAUGCUGAUGUUGAUUUUGAGAGGGCUUUAGUCCAGCAGGUUGGGUAUUGAUUGGGAGUGGGUUUUGGUUGAUUUUAGUUUCUUAUAUACCCCUUUGUAUGAUUCUGAUUAAGAUUUGGAGGUUCCCUUUAGGAAAAAGAGUAUCAGUAGACUAGUUAUAUUUGUCCGUGGGACGAAGAGUCGCCCCAGGAACUAGGUAUGGAUAUAAUGGUAAGAUAAGAUUGAUUAGAUGACCUCGGUCCAGUCAACUGACUAUUCACAGGGAUAUGACUUCUCGGAAUAGCACCUAACAGUCUAGCAUUACUAUAGUAAUUCAAGGCCAUUAGUAUAUUAUUCGUUCUUUUCCAUCGAACAAUACAGCGUUCAGCAUGUUGUA